Molecule: messenger RNA, 4854 nt
Organism: Grosmannia clavigera kw1407
Lineage: Eukaryota; Fungi; Ascomycota; Sordariomycetes; Ophiostomatales; Ophiostomataceae
Product: ATP-dependent RNA helicase
Exons: 2
Coding region: 1-4854 (1617 amino acids)
Cellular component (GO): actin cortical patch
Molecular function (GO): phosphatidate phosphatase activity; nucleic acid binding; ATP binding
Source: RefSeq, a predicted model, not a curated record
AUGGCGUCCCAAAAACGCAAGGCGAGAAGCGAUGAUUUCUUCUACUACACACUCGAGGAUGAGGAGGUUCUCGGCGACGCAGACAAGCCUGUGUCAAAGAAGGCCAAGAAGGCAGACGCUGUAGACGAAGAAGACGAGGGUGACGACGAGUUCGACCCGGGGUUUGAGUUUUUCGACGGCGGAUCCGAUAUUGGAUUUGAAGAUGAAGAAGAAGCCCCUGCCAGUCACGGUCUGGAACUGAAGGGAGCAGAAAGAAUUGUUGACCUGAACGAGCUCAUCAAACAAAGACGAGAGCGGAAGGAAGAAGAGGCGAAGAAAGAAGCGGAAAAGAAGGAGAAGAAGGAGAAGAAGGCAUCUGCCAUUACCAGCAAGGACGAUGAGGAUGACGAAGAGGAUGAGGAUGAGGACGUUGACUUUGACGACGCCGACGAUGAGGUGCUUGCAGCCGACGGAUUCGGCAUGGGUGCCGACUCAGACGAAGAGGAGGAGGAGGAGGAGGAAACAGAAGGCAAGAAAGGAAGUGACGAGGAGGAGGGGAGUGAGAAGGAGGAUGAGGAGGAUGAGGACGAGGACGAUGCGGCAUCGGACAACGACUCGGUGGCCACGCCGGUCGGUCAUCCGGACGAUAAUAGUCGGGACGACGAUGCAUCGUCGGUGUCGUCGGAUGAGGACAUGGAGGAGCGAGCACGACAGGAGGAGUACUUUGCGGCAGGCGAGAAGGAGAAGAAGAAGAGCGGGUCGGGCAAAGGAGCGAACGGAGGAGCGAACGGAUCGGACAAGACAGCGAUGUCGUUCCAGGCGAUGCGGCUGUUCUCACGACCGAUUCUGCGGGGAAUUGCGGCGGCCGGAUUCGACACGCCGACGCAGAUCCAGGCCAAGACGAUUCCGUUUGGCAUUGGGGGCCACGACGUGGUGGGCCAAGCAGUAACGGGAUCAGGCAAGACGGCGGCAUUCCUGCUGCCGAUUUUGGAGCGGCUGCUGCACCGGCCGACGAACGUGCCGAAGACGCGGGUGGUGAUCCUGACGCCGACGCGCGAGCUGGCGGUGCAAUGCCACAAGGUGGCGGUGAAGCUGGCGGCGUUCACGCCGAUCACGAUGGCGCUGACGGUGGGCGGAACGUCGUUCAAGUCGUCGGAGGCAAGCCUCCGGUCGCGGCCGGACAUUGUGAUCGGCACGCCAGGACGGUUCAUCGACCACAUGCGCAACUCGCCGAGCUUUGCGGUGGACGGGGUAGAGAUCCUGGUGCUGGACGAGGCGGACCGGAUGUUGCAGGACGGGUUUGCGGACGAGCUGAACGAGAUCGUGCAGACGCUGCCGCGAGGCCGACAGACGCUGCUCUUCUCGGCGACGAUGGGGGCGUCGGUGGACCAGCUGAUCCGGGUGGGGCUAAGCCGGCCGGUGCGGAUUCAGGCGGACGACAAGUCGCGGACGGCGGGGACGUUGACGCAAGCGUUUGUGCGGCUGCGACAGGGACGCGAGGACCGGCGGCUGGGGUACCUGGUGGAGCUGUGCACAACGCUGUACCGAGACCACGCGAUCAUCUUUUUCCGGGAGAAGCGCAGCAUCCACGAGGCGCGGAUCGUGUUUGGGCUGCUAGGGCUGACGUGCGAGGAGCUGCACGGCAACAUCAAGCAGGCGGAGCGGAUUGCGAGUCUGGAGUCAUUCCGGCGCGGCGAGGUGCAAUUCCUGCUGGCGAGUGACCUGGCGUCGCGUGGACUGGACAUCAAGGGCGUGGAGACGGUGAUCAACUACGAGGUGCCGAAGAACCUGGACGAUUACAUCCACCGGAUCGGGCGAACGGCGCGAGCAGGCCGGCGAGGUCUGGCGGUAACGAUCGUGUCGGAGAAGGACCGCAAGUUUGUCAAGGAGGUGGUGAAGGCGAUGCGGGCGGGAGGGGACAAGGAACAGAAAGAAAAGAAAGGCAAGACGGUGGGUGAGACAGGGUUGCCGAUGCCGCAGCAGGUUCGGAUCCGCAGCCAGCAGGUAGACCCAGCAGCAGCAGACCGGUGGCAGGCCAAGAUCGAUGCGAUGGCUGAGGACGUGGCCGAGAUCGUGGCGGAGGAGCGACAGGUGCGAGCGAUGGCGCAGGCAGAGAUGGAGGUGACGCGCGGAGAGAAUUUGCUGAAGCACCGGGACGAGAUCAUGGCGCGACCGAAGCGGACCUGGUUCGAGAGCGGGCGCGACAAGGAGGCGAAGCGGCAGCUGCAGCGGCGCGAGGCGCAGGCGGAGCGGUCGGACGAGACCAAGAAAUCGACGAUGGAGCGGCUGCGUGACCAGCUCAAGGCAAAGCACGGUGGUAGUGGUUGGCUCAGCCGCAAGGACACCAAGAAGCUGGACGCCAAGAAGGACCGGCUCGAAGGCCUGGGCGGACGCAAGUUGAAGCAGGAGAAGAAGGAGCUGGGCGCCAGCGGCAACAACAAGGCGCGCGGCAAGGUCAUCAAAGGCGGCAGCAAAAAGCAGCAAAUACAAACGGAUUGGUUAGAAAGCAAAGCACGCAGCGCCUCUGACAGCGGCUUUACGGACGACUGCAGCAGGUCCAGUGCACAGGCGCCCGCGAUGGAGGAGCGCGGGUCUCGACGGCGGCGGCUGGCGGCAAUGGCGGGCACGGUGUAUCGAGCAGGCGUAGCGGCGGCCAGCGAGAUCCGGGAGCAGUACAACAACAGCUCAUGGGCACGAGAGGGCGAGGACGGAGGUGAUGGCAGCAGCGGCGACACGGGCUUGGACGAUGACCGGCCGCCGAGCAUUCCGGGGGCAUUUCCAGACGUGGCAAUUGCGACGAGCGGCGACGCCCAGAUGAUCUUAUUUCCCAACUACUCGAUGCGGCACACGAGGCGAUUCCGGGAAAGCGGAGUAGGUAUUGUUGAUCUGGACAGCAAUGGAGGAAACGGGCUCGGGCUCGAUGACGGAAGCAUGGACUGGCACUACGAGUUUGCGCGGCGCGAGGACGAAAAGGCCGUGGUGGACGUGUAUGUGCACGGCUGGAUCUACCUGCCACAGCGAGGGCCGCUGAACCGGAAGAACCGGCUGCUGGUGGGCCUGGCACGACGGCUGAGCGGGAUCACGGCAGCCCAGCAGCAGCAGCAAGUGCAGCAGCAGGCGGCCUUGGCGGCACAGCAGGCGGGCGAGCAGCAGCGGAUUGCGCGCGAGGCGGCGGCAAUUGAGCGGCGUGGCCAGGGCGAGAAGGAGGUGGCCACACGGGGAGGUUACAGCGAGACGGCCGAGAGGGCAGCACAGUACGACGACGACGAGAUGACAGAGGCUUUUCGUCUGAGCAGCCAGACGGGCUUUCGUUCUCCUUCACCAUCACCAUCGCCGCCGACAACGACGACGACGACGACAAACUCACCGGCAACUGAGAUGAGCGAGGCGGAGCUGGCCAGGGCCAACACGAACCUGAUGGCGCGGCUCAGUCCGUUCCUGACGACGCCGGUAGUACAGCAGGCGGUGACGCUGUUCUUCUAUAGCGCCACACAGUCACAGUCGCGCACGUUAGAGACCAGCGAUGCCGGGCACUUUUCGGCCUGCACGCCGCUGGAUUUUGUGCCGACGCACGUGCGGGUGUUGGUGCCGACGCUGGAGGGGGGUAAUUGGGGUUCGGGAGGGGGGGCGAACGGGACCGGUUACGGCACCAGCAACGGGACCGGUUACGGAAGCCGGUCGCUGUCAGACCGUCCUCUCUCGGCCUCGCCCCUCUCAGCCGUGGCGCCCGUCAACCUGGUAGAGGACCGUGGCGUCAGCCUGAUCAGCGACAUUGACGACACGAUCAAGACGUCCAACAUUGCGCUGGGCACGCGCGAGAUCUUCCGCAACACGUUUGUGCGCGAGCUGGACGGCAUGGCCGUCGACGGGACGCAGACGUGGUACGGCCAGCUGCGACGGCUGGGCGUGCAGUUCCACUACUGCUCCAACAGCCCAUGGCAGCUGUUCCCGAUGCUGGCCACCUUUCUGGCCUGCAACGGCCUGCCGGCCGGGCCGCUGCAUCUCAAGCAGUACAGCGGCAUGCUGCAGGGCAUCUUUGAGCCCGUGGCCGAGCGCAAGCGCGCCACCCUCGAGCGCAUCCUGCGCGACUUUCCGCAGCGCCGCUUCCUGCUGGUCGGCGACUCGGGCGAGGCCGACCUGGAGGUCUACACCGAGCUCGUCCAGGCCCAUCCAGGACGCGUGCUAGCCAUCUUUAUCCGCGACGUCACCACGCCAGAGCAGCCGGCCUCUCUGGAGGUACAGUCACAGUCACAGCCACAGCUAAUACCACCACCACCACCACCACCACCACCACCACAACCAAGACCACCUCCCGGCCCUAUCAUGGGCACUCUCAUCGACCUCGACGACGACCCUGGUGUUCGCACGGCUAGCCCGGCUUCGUCGUUGCGGCCACCCGGAAGCCGCAAGCCCGUACCGCCGCCGCGGCCCAAACCCGCGGCCCUGCGCGGCUCCAUGACCGUGUCGUCUCCCUCGGUCGCAGUCGCCGUCUCGCCCGCCUCCCGUCCACUACCACCACCACCACCGCCGCCUCGACGCACCGCCACCGCCGGACCAUCCGGCAGUCCCGUGCUGGGACCACAGUCGCAACGGCCGCCCCGACGUGUCCGCACCGGCGGUCUUGAACACCCGUCACCACCGCUCGGACAGGACGUGCCUCGGAUACAGGCUCUCGCUCAAGAAGCGUUGCCAGCUCGGACACAGACCCCUCCGACCCAGACCCCCAAUCGCAAAGUCGACCUGUGGCGCCGUCGGCUGGCCCGCGCAGAGGACGUGCUGAUCCCCUUGGGCGUCGCGCUGUACACCUGGCGGCGCGGCCAGGACGUUGCCGCCGAAGCCGUAGGCAUCGUCAGGACGGCACUGGACAUGAGGUGA